Fusarium redolens is the source of this 1149-nucleotide messenger RNA. RefSeq lists its product as uncharacterized. The coding region runs from base 1 to 1149 and encodes 382 amino acids. The transcript has 6 exons. The record is from RefSeq and is a predicted model, not a curated record. NCBI's taxonomy places the organism in Eukaryota, Fungi, Ascomycota, Sordariomycetes, Hypocreales, Nectriaceae. Gene Ontology annotation, molecular function: FMN binding; oxidoreductase activity.
AUGGCGCUCAAAGAAACGACGAAGCUCUUCACUCCCGUCAAGGUAGGAAAAGUCGAGCUUCAGCACCGAGUGGUGCUUGCUCCUUUGACACGACGACGUGCAGAUGAGACCACAUCAGUCCCCGCGCCUUAUGCGGCAGAGUAUUAUGCUCAACGAGCAUCUCCUGGUGGCCUCCUCAUCUCUGAAGGCACCUUCGUCGCUCACGAGGCCGGUGGAAUGUCACGUGUACCGGGUCUCUACUCCGAGGAGCAGAGAGCAGCAUGGAAGACGAUAACGGAUGCUGUACAUGCCAAAGGAGGCUUCAUAUUCUGUCAGCUCUGGGCUUUGGGUCGAGUUGCCAACCCGAAGAUUGUUCCUCAUGUCUGGAGCGCCGGUUCUGUGCCCUUUGAUGCGAGGGGUUCUGGGUCGGCCGAGCCGCCCGCUAAGUUCACCGUUAUGGCUGAAUCUGAUAUUGAUAGAUUCGUGGGACACUACCGACAGGCUGCUCUCAAUGCCAUCGAGGCAGGCUUCGACGGAGUUGAGAUUCAUGGAGCAAAUGGAUAUGUGAGGCUCGAAAGAUACAAACUUAUCGACCAAUUCCUACAAACCAACAGCAAUAACCGCACGGAUUCGUAUGGAGGUAGUCUCGAAAACCGCUUUCGCUUUCCAUUGAGAGUCCUUAACGCUGUCUGUGAAGCCAUCGGCCCCGAUCGCGUUGGAAUUCGCAUGAGUCCCUUUUCGAGAUUCCAAGGCAUGCGCGAGGCCGAACCUCUGGCUGUCUUCGUCCCUUGGGCAGAAGCCAUCAUCAAGGCCCAGCCAUCUCUGGCCUUCAUUCAUGCAGUUGAACCCAGGAUCGAAGGUGGAAGUGAUUCUCCUGACAAAAACUUGGAAGAGAACGAAACUCUAGCCCCUAUUCGAAAAGUCGUUGGCAGUUCAGAGAUUAAGUUCGUUGUUGCAGGAGGUUUUACACCGGACACUGCAGUUAUGCACGCAGCUCAUACCGAUGACCUUGUAGCUUUUGGGCGUUACUUUAUUCCAAACCCCGAUUUGCCAGCCCGAAUUCAGAACGGCUGGCCGCUGACGAAAUAUGAUCGCUCGCUCUUCUACACGCCGGAUGAACACGGCUACAUCGACUAUCCUGCAUACAAGCCUGAUGCAUCGAGACUUUGA